GCCUAUACUGUCACGUCCUCGGACCAAACAUAAAACCAUCACCUGAAAUCACACUAAGUAAUAACGAUGCCAAUUGCGGGAAGGAAAAUGGAUAAAUUCUAAAUAUUUAAGACAACUAAAUGGGAAAAGUGAGAGCAAUUGGUCUUUGGGUCUAUUAGAGGAUGGAGCUAUCCUAGUGACCUCGGCUUAGGUUUCAAUUUUUCUACUUUCCUAUUGGAUAGGCACUGCUUGAGCUUGCCUGUCACAAGUCUUUCAAUUCAAACGCUGCCAACCAGAUUAACGUCACAGAAUUUAGAAGGUGGGGAUGUAGAUGAACAAACAUUCUAGUUGUCGUGUUAACAUCAACCCCAUCUUCAUAAUGACAAUAAGAAAGGGUUUCCAAUAUCAAAAUUAGGGAAACGGGUGUUUGCACAAAUCUGAAAGAUGCCUGAUAUCCAUUAAGCAGACGCCAAAUCUCAGUUCUCAAAUGAUACUCAAAUUAAAGCAUUCAAAGCAGCUUCUAGUUGGUUGGCUUCUUCAACUACACUCUCCUUUUUGGUCCAUUUGUGUUGUCCCCAGGUUGUUCUACUUUGAUCUAACUGCCAACUACCUCUCCUACAUAAAGUUUCUCCUGAUUGAAUAUGUUGCCUCUCUUGAUCAAUCAAAAUAAAUUCUUCUUUUUCUGCUUUUUGAACUUCUUGUAAUGGCGCUCUCAUUUCUGCGGAAACAGAAAUUCAUAAUCACCUUUACUCUAAUUUCCAUGGCUUGAUUCUGCUUCUAUUCAGGUCACUGUGUCAUGAAACCCAAUAAAUUUUGCCUUGUAACUUUUCAUCUCCUUAUAGUUGACAUUCUGUAUUGUUGUUCGGAUGUAAUUCUGCGCAGGAUAUGCAGAGGAUGUUCCAGGACAAAUGAUUGCAGAUGCAUUACCAUGCUUAAACAAUAAGAUAUACAGUGGGUGCGAGGCGGCAUAUAGACUAACCCAGAGUGGGAAUCUUAAUGUUCCACCAGAAGCAACUGAUAUUUUCUGCAAUGGACCUUGCCUAACCGAGACAAGAGCAGUCCUUAGUUGCAUUAACAACGUUUUAUGUGAUUUCCUUUUCUACCAUAGAGCUACAGUAAGAGACAUUAGAUACGCCAUUAGUGCUGGCUGCAGCAACACCAACCUAAGAGGGAACUUCAAUGUGGCAAGCUAUAUAGAAGGUGAAACUAGCAAUGCAUACAUAGUGCCCAACUUGCCUGCCUUCUACAUCUUAACUUUGACAACCGGGUUGUGUUUAUUCAUCUUGUAACUGCUCCAAAUACAACAAAUACAAGAAUAGGGGCACGGAUGUGCGAGAUUUUGUUGCUUAUACCAAUGAGGCUUAAUCUAUUAGUAUUAUAUAGAAGAACACAGAGCACGUGAAUUCAGAAUGUAGCUCCUUCAACAGCACCUCUUCCUUUCCAUAUUCUAAUCCGCAAAUUGAACUUGAAACAGAGAAGUCAACGAAGAUUAUAUAUAUUAGGCCAA
This is a messenger RNA of Ricinus communis (castor bean), 1486 nucleotides long. RefSeq lists its product as uncharacterized. Bases 888 to 1268 code for a protein of 126 amino acids. The record is from RefSeq and is a predicted model, not a curated record. The transcript is spliced from 3 exons. Lineage: Eukaryota; Viridiplantae; Streptophyta; Magnoliopsida; Malpighiales; Euphorbiaceae.